Molecule: messenger RNA, 2175 nt
Organism: Aureobasidium subglaciale EXF-2481
Lineage: Eukaryota; Fungi; Ascomycota; Dothideomycetes; Dothideales; Saccotheciaceae
Exons: 2
Coding region: 54-1901 (615 amino acids)
Biological process (GO): regulation of transcription by RNA polymerase II
Cellular component (GO): core mediator complex; mediator complex
Molecular function (GO): transcription coregulator activity
Source: RefSeq, a predicted model, not a curated record
CUCAGGAACCGCUGACGCUGUGCCGACGCCGGAAGCUUUUGAUUGCAACCAACAUGGCCGACAUCACUCUGCCCCCGUCGUUGCUGCAACCACGCGACGACAAUGAAGCCGACUCACUCUUGUCCAUACUUGGACGCAUCCACGAUGAACGCGGCCACUUUCGGCACAUCACCGAGCAAGGACUGCAGACUGAGAUAGCUGCCAACGAGAAUGACGACGAGAGCUCCGACACAGACGAAGACGACGACGGCGCAGAAGCAGACGGAGCAGAAGAGAAGGACCGCCGAGAGCAGCUAUGGGUAGCACGAGCUGAGAUGAGACAACAUGUCGACUCUGCGCGAAACGAAGCACUUAUUGCUCUCGACUUUGUCUCCCUACUACUCUCCAAAGACGCCCCAAAACAAGCCGACCUCACAAUGUCGCCCCAUCUGAAGCAAUUCAUCAAGCCUGGAACACUCGCUACCGAUGUAUGGCACAACGUCCAGCCCAACAAGGAGCAAGAGCAGGUCGACGACACAAUUGCUCGCAGUUGGAGGAUGCAGUCGCUUCAAGCCUCUGCUGAUUCCUUGUUAGGCGCAGCUGCCCGUCUAGAAAAGAAUGUCAGGAGAGAAACACAUUACUGGGAACAAGUCUUGUCUGUCAGCGACAAGGGUUGGUCGAUCUCUCGUCUGCCUCGCGAAAAACACAACUUGGGCGUCCGUUUUGGCUUCCUGGAAGCUCUUGGAGAGUUCAGGGACCGCGGACUUGCUGCUCUAAGAUCUGACGAGGAUGGAAACGUCCUACUCGACAAAGGGCUCGGAAACAACAGCAAAGUCGUAAGAGUACGCAUAAAGCAAGGCGACGACAUUAUUGGCGUCUCGCAAAUGCCUGAUACUUCUGAUGAAUCAGAAUCCGCCCUCGAAGCCCGUAUUCGUCACGCCAGGGAUUCGUUGUAUGAGGAGGAACUUUUCCACGAGAUCAUUCGAGAGUCGCGGAGUCUAGCAUCGUACGGUGUUGACAUGCGCGACUCGAUCAUCCGCCUCCCAACAAGACUGUCCCCAACUGCUUCAGCGUCUGCGUCGGAAUCGCUGGAGGUGUUGAUCGACUUGAUGCCAUUGACUGAGAUCGACACAAAAGCACGGGAGAAACAGCCAGAAGAUGCCUGGGCGCAGGCCAUUGCACUAGCUCUUCGUUUGUUCCUUUCGUAUACCCAUCGCGAAAGACUAGCUCGCAGAUCUGAAUUGCCUUUGCCAAUAUCGAGCAUCAGACGAGACACACCAGUCGCAAACAUCAUGAAACCCGUCUUGACAAUGUUGCAGCAUCGCUCCAUACUUGGUGAUAUUGGCACUUAUCUGGAAGGGGUCGAGAAACUCCUCAAAGCUGCAUCUAUCGAUGCCUCAAUCGAGACGGCUGCAUUUGAUCCAGCGCUUUUGAGGUCAGCCGAAACAAUCGACUCACUCAUGCAGAGAGGUCUCACACCUAUACACUCGCGGAUGAGACUGUCACUCAAGAUACCGCAUCUUGCCAACGCACUCGAGUUCGGCAUUGAAGUGCGCACCUCCAUAUUAGCACCCGCUUUCGGCAGCGCCAUGUUGGUGACAUCUCCCGUAGGGUUGCCCCGAGUUGAGAUACCGGAGAUGCAAGAGCUCAAAGACUACUUCAACACGGCCAUUGCAAAUGCCUUGGGCCAUGGCAUUGUGGACAAGCUAUCCAAUUGGAGCCUCAACGACAGAUGCGGCGUCCUCGGCAAAGCCAACAGCAACGAUAAGAUCGGCAUUGUGGUUCACGGAGAAGGAGAUGCGGCACAGAAAAGUCUUGUACUGCGCACGCCCAAGGAGAGAUUUGAGUGGAAAGUCGAGGACGUGAUGGAACAAGAUGGAUUUUGGGAGACGGUGAAGCAGCAUGUUUGGGACGGAGCAUGAGUCCGAAGAACAAGUCAUUUAGCUGCAGCGAUAAUCAGGGUCUAACGGCUUUUCUUCUCAAGAAGUCGAAACAAAGUAAGCAGGUGAUGAAUGGUGAGAUAGAGCAGUAUGUAUAGUGUGAACGAAGCACGAGAUUCCUGCUUGCUGGAGUGCUUCCAAGAUGGAGAUGGUGCCGGUGCCACCAAACAAUGGUGAGAUUCUUGGCCUGUAAGACCGCAGUCGGACCGUCGUGUUGACUGGCACUGACCAACAGUGGGGUGUUGUUGAGAGUGAC